Symbiodinium sp. CCMP2592 is the source of this 5097-nucleotide messenger RNA. NCBI's taxonomy places the organism in Eukaryota, Dinophyceae, Suessiales, Symbiodiniaceae. The record is from the annotation of a GenBank genome assembly.
AUGACAGAGGUGCAGAAAGCACAGCUUGCUGCCAAUGCUCUUGUGGCAAAGCUACAGAACGGAGAGGAUGCGAUGGACGAAGCCAAGCACUUCGUGCAGUAUGGAAGCAGCAUCCCCGAUGGCUUGGUGGUGGGGUGCUUCGGCUUGAGGGCGAGAGGAAUCAAGUCCCAGCCAGACGUUUUGGCGUUUCUUCUCGCGCACAAAGGAAAUCCCCAUGCAGAAGAUCCGAUGACCCAAGGACCCGCGAUCCACAGCGCCUGCUGGCACGGAUCCGUAGAGGUCGUGAAAGUUCUCCUGGAGUUCAAGGCGGAUCUGGAGGCAAAGGAGCCUAAGAUGGAGACGCCUCCACUGAACACUGCCAUUGCGGCCGGAAAUGCGCCGGUGUGCCUGGAGCUACUGAAGCGCAACGCCGACGUGCAGUGGAAGCACCACGAUGGUGCGACAGCCCUACAUGUUGCAACAGCCUGGAUCGCAAGCUCUCACAAUUCGGAUCUGCGCAUGCCUCCCACUGGCGAGGAGCCAAGGAAGGUAAUUGCAAUGAUGCUCCACAACGGUGUGGACCCCACCCAAACCGAGGGCAUGUCCAAGGGCACGCACCGGUCCGAAGGCAUGACGCCACUGGAGUCCUUUCGCCGAGAGAUUGCGAGGUCUCCCUGGCGGACGCACGAGCAGAUAGGUCGCAAGUUCGAUGAAACAGCGAAAUCUAUCCAUUUGCUCCUCGAGCAGGCAGAGGAGGCCGUGAAACUGAAGCAGACCGGCAACAAGGCCCUCAAGGAGAAGCGCUACGAUGAUGCGCUGAAGGCUUGGAGGCAUGCGCGUGAAAUCUGGAAGAAGGCAGACGUCAGUGGUCACCAUGUUGCUGUUCUGUGGAGCAACGAAGCCAUAUGUUGCCGCCAGAUGGAAGGCAUGAACUUGGCGGCAGCCAUUCAGGCUUGCGAGGAAGGCUUGAAGCUGUAUGCGCUGCCACAGAUCCGACAGAAGCUGCAGUACAGCUUGGAAGAGGCCAAGAAAGGGCCCAAGGAGAAAUCGCCGGAAGAGGAAAAGAAGCGAGAAGAACUCGUGCAACAGCACAAGGAGAAAAGAGAAAAACAGCAGAAGGAAUGGAAAAGUUUAACAGAAAAAGCAGUCGUUGCGGAAGGAGGUAUCUACGGGGAGGAUGGAAGUGCUCAGCCAGACUAUGUCAUUCCAGGUCCUUUCAUCUGCCCGAUGGAGGAAGCCCAGAAAAUGGGCCUCGGACCGCCUCCGGAGCCAAAGCCAUGGUGGGAGAAGCGAGAUGCAGAUUCUGAUGAGGAGCCUGAAAGGAGGGGGAUCGGUUAUUUGCCCGCUCAUCAUCCAAAUUGGCUCGUGCUCGCAAACUUCUUUCCUACCUGUUUCCAGCUUGCGACGAUUGAGCUUGUCAUCCGUUGCUCUUCCUUCGGCUUCAACAAGACAGUUCUCAAGCAGUUCAGCAAGAGCGUCACGGAGUCCCAGCUUCGUAAGGAUGAUAUGGAGGAGGCCGAGGAAGGAGCCGUGGAGGCGGAUGAUGAAAAUCAGCAGGAUGACGAUGGCACUGUUGCCAGACAGAAGUAUUUCCGCCACGUGAUCUUCUGGUUGCACAUGCAGGACAACAUGAUCAACAUCCCUCUGAUUGUUCAGGACGGCUUCGUCCGCAUGAUGUGCAUCCUUCUGAAGCCCCACGAGGUCGAGGACGUGCUCCACAACCGCUUCACGGCCAAGCAGCGACGCCUGCGCAGCAACGCUGUCAAGCCCACGGACACAGUGUUGUUGCUAAUCAGAUGGUUCACGGAGUACUUCAAGAGAUUCCCAGAUCUUCAUCUCUUUGGCAACCGAAUAUCGCCAGUGGUAGAGGCAAUCGAUGAGCGUGUCACCUACGAGCUGUCGCCUUUCUUUGUGCGGGAUCACAUCUUCCUGCUCUUUACGCAGGUGCUGCAUGCCUACAACAUUCAAAGGACCUGGGGCAAGGACUGGUUCUCCAGCUCCGUGCGCGGAGGACAAGAAGAUCAGCCACCCACCAUCUCUGAGCCGAUCUUUGCGGACUUGGUGCGUCGGCAUGCUUUCGAGCUUGCCGAGAAGGAGGGCGAUGCAGCCGGUGCUCAGGCACAUGGCGACGCAGAGGGAGAAGGCGAUGAUGAUAGAGCCAACAUGACAGACAUCAUCGGCGAGCUGUUUAAGGUAUUGUUCAAGCAACAGGAUUGGGCUGCUGAAGAUUGGGGCGUUGACCAGGAGCUGAUGCAUAUUAUUCGGAUGAUCCUCUCUUUGGGCCUGUGCAAUGCGAGCGAAGUAGAAGCUGCAAAGCAUUGCCUGCAGCGGCUCGGAGUGGGCAUGGAGCAGGACUUCCAGAUAGUUGAACAGACUCGGGGCGAUCCCGACAUUGGAGAGCAGCACGGGGCUGGAGCUGGAUUGGACGAGGAGUCCGAUGAAGAAGGCAACCCUCGCAACCGGUCGCGCGUCGUGGGCUUGCAUCGAGGCUUCGUUGGUCAAGAAGAUGAGAUGUACACUCCAGCUUUCCAGACCCUGAAGCCGCUCGAGGACUUCGGCGGCAGGCUACCCGACAUCAAACGCAAUCCACAGUCGGACACCAGCAUCAAGCAGCAGGAGCGUCUCCAGGACUUUCUGUAUGAGCUGGUGGAGAUGCCAGACAUGGCGCUGGCAAAGUCGCUCCAUGUGGACGUCAAUCUCUGGCGCCGACAGCUGAUCCAGCACCCCACCUUCUUGCUCAGGGGGAGCGAUGAGCGAAUGUGGCACGUCGGAAAGGAGAUCGUGCAGAGACUGCAAGGCUUGAGCUUCAAGCUGACCGCUGGGGAAAAUCUCUUGCAGGAGUUUAGCUGCGAAGUCCAUGUACUUCGACCAGGCGAUGGCAACGUGGCUGGCUUGUCGCUGCAGAAAGACAAACGCAAGGGAAAUGAUGGCCAUCAAUGGAGAGGGCAUGGGACAGCUGGUGAAGGACUUGUCAACAACCAAGUCUACUUCGAGGUCGAAGUCAACGGAAAGGACGUCGUCUUCUUGAAGAACAUGUCCAGCAAUCUAGGCAGAGUGAAGGUGAGAUUGCAGCUGCUGGGAUGCCAUACCGUGACCCUGCGCAGCCGCUGCCUUUUCGACACCGCCGAGUUCCAGCUAGCAGUCUCCAAUCCUCGGAUGGUCGCCCUGACUUCGCCCAAGGCAUUCUCUCCAGAGGUCAUCGUGAGGGCAGCGAAGGUUGGCGCUCAGAGGCAAGCCGAGGCUCUGCGGCCUGUGGUGGCGGGCCAUGAGGAGGAUGCAGAAGAGGAGGCCGGCCAAAUGACCGAGUCCGAUGCUGCUGGGCAAGUGAAUCCUCUAGACGGAUUGGAAGCUGGAGGGAAGAAGGUCAGCAUGGCCAAGCGGGUGAUUCACGAGCUGAUGCCGAAAUUCACAGAGAAGGUCAUUGAUUUGGUGGAGGACCGCUGCUUCAAGUUCGAGAAGCAGUCAAAGGGUCUCGACGAGCGUCUCCUCCAGGCCACCAGGGAGCACGAGCAUGAUUUCAUCAUCGCGAUGCUCAAAAGAUCAGUGUCAUUUGUGAUGCUGGAUGUCUUCCUGGAGAAGCUCGAAGUGGAGAAUGCCGACUUGCUGUAUGUUCAGUAUCCUGCCAUGGUCGAAGUUUACGAAAGCAUUCAGGAAGAUUCCGUGGACCACGACGAGCUGGACGACAUUCCCAGGAUCUUAAAACGGCGCAUUGACGACGGAGGUGUGGAUGAAGAAGGGGUCCGCGAGUUGAUUCCGGCAGAGGCAAGGCUGCUCCUGGUGCAGACGUGGAUCAUGCGCUUGUGUCAUGCAAUCCGAACCGUUGCCUUCCUCGGAAUUCAGCGGAUGGAUAUCCUCAGCGCUACGGAUGGUGUGGAGGACGAGCAGGCUGGGAGCCGUCUGGGCAUGUCUGGGCAUUUUCCUGCAAAGCCCCGCCUUUCGGAGUCUGAUAGGUCCACGGCUGAACGCUUCGCUUCGCGGCUGUGUGGGGAUCUCUUCUUUCAGGAGCUGUUGAGCCGAAACGACGAGAUCGAAGAGCUCUGGGCGAGGUUCGUGGCAUCAAGUUCACAGUGCAUCGUGAACAGUCCGAACGGGAAGAUGAACCUCACUUUUCUGACGGAGAAGGCGACUUUCUUCUGUCCAUUCAGCUACCAACAGGCCUCGGCCUCUUCGGGCGCAGGCUCUCUUGGGAAGCUCAAGAACUUCUUCGAAGAGGCGCAAGUGCCGGAAGUGGACCCACUCAUGCUGGUUUCGGUGCUGCUCUACCAUCCACAGGCAUUGAUGCGUUUGGACGCAUUCAAACUUGGCUGCCGGAUUUUGCGAGAUCCCAACGAGGUCUUGCAGGAGGCAUACAAAUCCCAUACCAGCGACGAGAUGCAUUUGCAAAAGGCUGUCGGAUUUCAGUUCUGCGUCUUCGAGGAUCUCUACAAGCGCGACACCUACACUGAAAACCACAUCGACAUGAUGGCAGCAAUGCUCAAGCUCAUUCAGCAGCUGUGUGAGGGCCAUCUGCAAGCCCUUCAAGAGUUUCUGGGUGCUGAUUACACAGUGGAGGAGCUGGACAUAUUCUCGGCAAAGACUCUUCCAGGCGGAGAAGACGAAGAGGAGCAGAAGGCAGAAGGUCGCCGACACGAGCAAGAGUUGGAGAAGAAGAGCGAACAGCCGACCAACAUCGUGCAGUGGAUCUCCCGGAUGAUCCACAUGAUCUUGGAGAGCAUGCAGGAGGCCACCAUGAACGGGCGGGAGAAGCAAUAUGUCCUUGUGCAGCAGCUGUUCGACACAGCAGCAGAGCUGAUUCAAGGACCGAACCUGGAAAACCAAGCAACGCUGAUGGAGAACGGCAUUUGUGCUGACAUCAAUCUGCUCUGGCGCAUUCUCAGAGCGGAUGAAGGCACCUUCCGGGGCCUGAUCCAGGACAACGAAGAGCUUUUCGAUGCAUGGAUGGAUCUGUUGAGAGUCAUGCGGGCAGCGGAGAUCGCUGCAUUGAAGUUUGCCAUGUCGUUGCUGGAGGAGAUUGAGCUCUCCGAGGAUGACAACGACUUUGCGAAGCAGCAAGAGCAGGUUGUACAACACAAGACGGAGACCCUAGCAAGGAUGAUUCAGGAGCUGCUGGUGUCGUGA